This is a messenger RNA of Columba livia (rock pigeon), 2235 nucleotides long. Its product is annotated as triggering receptor expressed on myeloid cells 2. The transcript has 4 exons. The coding region runs from base 174 to 974 and encodes 266 amino acids. Gene Ontology annotation, cellular component: cell surface. NCBI's taxonomy places the organism in Eukaryota, Metazoa, Chordata, Aves, Columbiformes, Columbidae. Gene Ontology annotation, molecular function: signaling receptor activity. The record is from RefSeq and is a predicted model, not a curated record.
CUGGCAGAGCCCGCCCCGGCGGACUGGCAGCGCUGCGGGGCUCGGGGGCCGCCCGCACCAUUUCAGGCCAUCACAUGAUGCUGUUUGAGGCGGCCUGCACUGAGCUGUGGCUCUGCGUGGGCAAUGCUGAUGCCUGAAUUUUCAGAAAUGCCAUCCCUGAUGAAUUGCUCAAUAUGCAGGACAAAAAAGAUGCCAAGUUCCUGUGCUCAUUCCUUCCGGCAGAGCAAGGAGGGGGGAAAAGCAGCUGCUCUUUGGCAAGCGCCCUUUUCACUUUUCUCCAGCCUUCUCUCUUGUCCCUCCUCUGCUCAACUGACAUGGAGAAGCUCAUGGACUUCAUCUUCCUGGUGUUCCUGUCAGCGUCCUGUGCUGCAGAGAAUGUCACUGUGGUGUACGGAAUGGAGGGGGGCACCAUCUCUGUCAACUGCACCUACGACCCCUGGCAGCAGCGCUGGAGAGAAAAGAGCUGGUGCAAGCAGAUCGCUGAGACCAAGUGCCAACGCGUGGUGAGCGCCCGGCGCUUCUGGCUGCCGUUCCUGCGGAACAGGAAUGGCACCACCUCCAUCAGGGACAAUGUCCAGGACGGCGUCCUGACAGUGACCAUGAAGCGACUCAGGAAGCAGGACGCAGGGAUGUACCAGUGCAGAAGUGACUUCCUCGGGGAGACAAGCAGCUUAGGCUAUGUGCAAGUGGAGGUGCUGACAGCUGCCCUGGAGACCCAGCUGCCAGAGGAGCCCCGAGCUGUGCAGAGCAUCUCCAGCAUCCCUCUUGAAGCUGAUUUCACCAUCUUCUACAUCAUUGCUGGGUUCCUGGUUACGAAGUUCAUGGUGGCUGUGCUGAUCUUCACCAUUGGCAACAGCAGGAGGAACAGAGAAACAGGGCAGAAGAACCCAAACUCGAACGAGCAGCAGGUCCUCCCUUCGGCUGGUGACCUUGCACGGGACGGCAUUGGGCCCUCCUGGGAGAGCACUGCCUAGAGCUAAACCAACGGGACUCCACGGCCAGCGGAACACCAAGCACCUCCAGGCAAAGCUUUGCCACCUGCUGUAAGAAAAUAUCAGCUACUAAACAGGUAUCAAUGACCCUAGCACUCGAGAGAGGGAACGGCACCAUCUACUCCCUCUUCUCUUUGGUGCUGACCAACGUUUCCUAACACAAGUGAACUGAAAAGAUGCUGCCAGUAACACCAGAACCUAAUGGAAGAGGAUGGGAUUGAGGGCCGGGGGAAAGAAGGAAUACAAAGGCUUCCUGCCAAGAGAUCUGGCACAGACUUAUCGAUGUGCCAAGAUGCUUCCCAGGCAUGGAAAAGGUGAGGGAGCUCUUCUCAGUUUUCCAGCUCAUUGCUCGGCCAGAACAAACUUUGCUGCUCUAUACAGCUACUGACAAAUGCUUUGUUAUAAAUAAAACUAUGAAUACAGCCAUGAACAUAAACAGCAGUUCAAGUAACACACCUCAAUGACCACGUGUUGAGCAGCUCACAAACACAUCUAUAUCAUGUAAAAAUGGAAAGACAAGGUUCAGUCUGAAAUCUUCAAGAAACUUCUGAUUCACUGAAGGUCAGUGUUAAAGAAGUAAUAUUUUUUUCAGAGUAUCUUAUAUCUUCUCCCAAUGCUUCAUGCUUCCCCCAAGAGCACUAAAUAUAACCAGAACUAGAUGGUUUGUAUUGUAAACUGCUGUCUAUAAAUCACCUUUUUAACUGAGAUCUCACUCGCUAAAGCCCGAAGCUUUCGGCACACUUCCAGCAACGCAGCGCUCCGCUGUCAGCUCGGUCGCUUCCAGCAGCCGCCCGCACCAGCAGGGAGAGCGAUUCGGAUUCUCAGCCCCAGUGUCACUGCCCCGGGGCCAGAACUGGCACCCAGCAAGCUCGUGGCAUCUCAGAGCAGGGCCAGCUGCGGGGCCCUGCCUGCCCGAGGCGAGGAGGGAGAGCCGGCUGCCGGGACUGCCACGGACAGCGCGCAUCCUUGGUGAGAGGCGCAAGGAGCUGCAGAGCACGACACAAGGGAUGUGCAGUCCACCCGCAGCUCAGAGCCUGCUUCCCCAUUCCUCAAAUGAGUUUGGAACAAAGAACCAACUGUCUCUCUGUAUUUCUCCCCACAUUUCUUCUGCCCUCUCAAGAGGAUGUUACCAACACGUGAUCGUUGUUCACCCUUCCCCAAGCGAAGCUGCGUUUAGACCUCAACCCCUAGCGCAGUCCCUGCACAGCCUGCAAAGCUAAAUAAAAUCAAACUGAUUAUCUGA